Messenger RNA from Parastagonospora nodorum SN15, 117 nucleotides. RefSeq lists its product as hypothetical. The record is from RefSeq and is a predicted model, not a curated record. The coding region runs from base 1 to 117 and encodes 38 amino acids. The transcript is spliced from 2 exons. NCBI's taxonomy places the organism in Eukaryota, Fungi, Ascomycota, Dothideomycetes, Pleosporales, Phaeosphaeriaceae.
AUGCCCCGGCCAACGCGCCAGCGAAGAGCCAAUUACGGCCCAAAUAAUGCCUUGUCCGAGCUGAGGGCGAACUUGAGCCUCAAGCGCGAGCCUGAAGCGCAGAUACACCGAGCGUAA